UUGCAUCACAUAGCCAGCGCGACAAGAUGACGAAGCGCACCAAGAAGGUCGGUGUUACCGGUAAAUAUGGUGUCAGAUACGGUGCCUCGCUCCGAAAGCAGGUGAAGAAGAUGGAAGUCACCCAGCACGCCCGUUACAUCUGCACAUUCUGCGGCAAGAACUCGGUAAAGCGCACCGCCGUUGGUAUCUGGGAGUGCCGCUCCUGCCGCAAGACCGUUGCUGGAGGUGCCUGGACUGUCUCCACCGCAGCAGCUGCCACCACCAGAUCUACCAUCCGACGUCUACGAGAAAUCGCUGAGGUAUAAGUUUGGGUUUGGAAUUAGGAGUUGCUAGUUUUAAUACAUGGGGAUUCUCUCUUGCAUUUUCCAUAUCAGAAUAACAUAUGACGAUGACGCCCUCAAA
Messenger RNA from Microsporum canis CBS 113480, 402 nucleotides. Its product is annotated as 60S ribosomal protein L43. Gene Ontology annotation, biological process: translation. Lineage: Eukaryota; Fungi; Ascomycota; Eurotiomycetes; Onygenales; Arthrodermataceae. The record is from RefSeq and is a predicted model, not a curated record. Gene Ontology annotation, molecular function: structural constituent of ribosome. Gene Ontology annotation, cellular component: ribosome. The coding region runs from base 27 to 305 and encodes 92 amino acids. The transcript is spliced from 4 exons.